Messenger RNA from Sorghum bicolor (sorghum), 1047 nucleotides. RefSeq names its product fibrous sheath CABYR-binding protein-like. The transcript has 3 exons. The record is from RefSeq and is a predicted model, not a curated record. The coding region runs from base 76 to 1047 and encodes 323 amino acids. NCBI's taxonomy places the organism in Eukaryota, Viridiplantae, Streptophyta, Magnoliopsida, Poales, Poaceae.
CUCGGUGUACGUAUCGCUGGCACCUGGUAUGGACCAUCCUGCAGGGAUGGACCCAUCGGAGGGCGAUGCUGCUCGAUGUCCUCAAUACCCAGCAGUGAAGAAGAGCAGAACUGCCCUGCGCCGACCACUGAAGCCAGGGUGGCGGGGAAGAGGCCGAUGGCUGUGGAGCCAUCCCGAAUGGAAGCAUUGCCGGCGGAGACCAGCCAGGCUCCGAAACGUCGUCGACUUGUGAGGAUCGCCGACGACGAGGACGAAGAGGGCGAGGUUGCUCCGUCUUUGGUCCGAAGACCGUGCAGUCGGCCUAACGUCGUGCCGAUCGACGCUGGUCGGGUGACCAGUGAUCCUCCUGCCCCGCACACCGAGCCGACACGACAUGGAGGGGCAGAGGCAGUAGCGGCGACUGGGAGGACCAGGAGGAGGUUCUUCGCAGCGACGCACAGGCGCUUCGACCUUGCGGCAUCGGAUGUUGACCCGGGCAACAUGGCCGGCCAGAGAACAACCGAGCUGGCGGCUGCCGUUGAAAAUCCCGCCGAGCAGACCACCCAGGAGCAAGCCAAGGAACAGCCCGCGGUUGUGACCGUGGCGGAGACUGUCGAGGAAGAUCCGACUCCAGCGAGGACCGGGGCGAGUACCCCGACAAGGAACGAUGAGGCUGCAAGGACACCUCCCCCGAUUAGUGUCGCGGAGGAGGGAGACAAAGCCCCGACUACCCCGCCAGCUGAAGAAAUGAGGACCCCAACUCCACCCCCGGCAGAGGCUUCUUCACCGAAAGGCUCCCCUAGCCGGGGUAAGGGUCCGUUGAUACCCGUUACCACGGCUAGGGAUAGCGCGGAGGGCGAGAAAGCCCAGGCAGCCUCUGACGAUGAAGUGGAGGAGAUCCAGGGGCGCCCCCAUGAUGGUCGCCAACACGUUUUCGUGUGGCGCCAACAUGGGGACCACUUCAUUGGUCACGAAGAGCUCGCCGAGACCGAGGAGGUGGCAAGGGUAGAGCGCGCUGCCAAGCGGCUCAUCGAUGAAGUCAAGGUAACUAGUCUUGUGGCGCAAUGA